GCUGACCUUGCGUUUUUAAGUGUUAAAAUGUGAAUGUGAAAUGUGAAGCAUGCAACUAAGAUUCUUUUUAGUAUUAUAUUUUUUUCAAAAAACACAAGGUCUAUUCCCUUUAUCUUUACUUUUAAAUAGACAAUAUAAGUACAGCCCUCCGGAAAAUGAUAUUACUUUUCAUUUAUUCCACAGGAGUAACCUAAGCACUCCUUAUCAAUUGUUCAUUGGAGAUACUUAUCUUUUACAAAAUUCGAAGUUUGAUCCUAAAUUGUCAACUAAAAUCAUUAUUCACGGAUGGACACAUGACAAAGACACGCCUUGGGUACAGGAACUGAAAGAUGUUUUAGUUACAAGUGGUCCUUGGAAUGUUAUAGUUGUCGACUGGGGCCCUCUCUCACAUUCUCUCUAUGUUGAAGUUCGAGUACAUAAUUAUGUAAUUACCAAACAAGUUAAAAAGUUUGUGCACUUUUUGGCAGAUGCCAUAUACUAUCCAAUGUCAAGUAUACAUUUCAUAGGCCACAGUAUGGGAGCACAGAUUUCAGCUGGUGUUGGGUUCUUUACCCAAAGUGAACGAAAUGAGAAAAUUGGAAGAAUUACAGGGUUGGAUCCAGCUGCUCCUCUUUAUGAAUGGCCCCAUAUUGAGUCUUUAGAUGAAGUGUUAGAUCCUACAGAUGCUACUUUUGUUGACGUCAUUCAUACAAAUGGAAGAUACGUAGGAAUGAUGAGUCCAGCCGGACACGUUGAUUAUUACCCGAAUGGUGGUGAACAACAAUGGAUGUGCAAAUUAUGGAGCUGCAGCCAUCUAAGAGUUUGUGAUCUGUUCAUUGCCUCUGUUAGAAAACCAGAUCUGUUUAAAGCAUUUUCUUUUCAGUCUUGGAUGAAGUAUUUUAAUGGGUCAAUGAAAUAUUUGGAAGUUUAUCCCAUGGGAUUAGCGGCAAGUCCGGAUAUUCCAGAUGGAAUAUAUUUCUUGGAGGUCACCGAUGAAUAUAAAGACUACGUAUUCAGCAAAACAACUUUAAUAGAUAGCUACGGAUUUUAUUUUGGGGAAUGGCUAAACAUGGAUAUUAUCAACAAUUAUUUGAAGAGAUAGUAAUGUUUAAAAUUCUCUCAAACAUUUAUAUUUUAUUAAAGUAUUUAUAUUACAAAAAUAUAAUGUGUUAUAUUAAAUUAGCGCUAUUGAAUAAAAGGGGGUAGGCGCAAAAUCGUGGUCCAAUGCUAUUUAAAUGCAUUCAUUUUUUAAUACUGAGAAAACUAAUAAAUAUUUUUGAAAAAUUUAGACGUAGAAUGAAAGAUUACAUUAUUUCCGAGGGCCAAAUGUCCCUCUUCUUGGAAUAAACAAAAAGUUUUUUUUGAAUGAAAUAUUUGAAAUUACAAAUCACACUAAAUUCUCUCGUUUUUUCACCCCUGUGAAACUUAUUAAAAUAGACAUUAUAGAAAUUUUCAGGAACUUUUGGCCUCGGUAAUAAUGCAAUCUUUCAUUCUGCGUUUAAAUUCUUCAAAAAUACUUAUUAGUUUUCUGAGGAUUCGAAAAGAAGGAAUGCAUUUAUAUAGCAUUGGACCAAGAUUUUGCGCCUAACCCCCUUAAUAUAAACUAUCAUUUUGACAAAAUAACGAAGCUUUUGACACAACAUGGAGACACUUCAAGAGUGGAAUGUUCAAAGGCAUAAUAAUAACAUGUCCUUUAUCAUUUUUUUUUCAAAACACGAACUUUUGUGUUAGAGCCAAUGG
Molecule: messenger RNA, 1719 nt
Organism: Diabrotica virgifera virgifera (western corn rootworm)
Lineage: Eukaryota; Metazoa; Arthropoda; Insecta; Coleoptera; Chrysomelidae
Product: pancreatic triacylglycerol lipase-like
Exons: 5
Coding region: 50-1081 (343 amino acids)
Molecular function (GO): lipase activity
Source: RefSeq, a predicted model, not a curated record